UCAGGUUUGACUAAAAACCUUCUCUGACAAUUUACUCCAUUCCGUGUUUUCGCGCCCGCUCUGUGCAUCUGAGCACAUAGCGGUCUCCUCUCCAGUCCUCAGCUUUUCGACUUUCUACAGUAAUGUAUCCUCCCCGACGUCGCUUUCUUAGUGAAGUUGAGUGAACACGUUGAGGAGCCCGCUCUCUGUUGGAUCCAUGUGGCUUUGUGGCUUUACCUGGACUCACUACACACAUCCUCUUUUCUGCCGCAACGCGGGACUCUCAACCACCGUUGGUGGCAAAAUAAACAGACGUUGAUUGAGAAGGAAGUGUUGAUGCACAGUUGUAGAAAAGUGUCAACCACUAAACGUUGAGUUGUUAGAGGCUACCUGCGUAUGCACUGCAGUGGAGUUCCUCUCCAAACUGGAAUCAGUAGAGGAUAAAAGAAGGAUUAAUCACAGAAGUGCACGAUGCUGAGAUACCAGACGGUCCUUUGGACUUUCUCAUUGCUGUCUGUUGCAGCUGGAUCCGAUUUUAAAGCACGUAACUGCAGUGGGGUUAAAGAAGCUUCUAUCGCAAAAGGCUUCCGCUUUGAAAAUGUUCCUCUCCAACAAAUGUCAGGUGACCAUCUCCGGGUAUGUCCCCAGGGCAAUACCUGUUGCAGUUCAGAAAUGGAGGACAAGUUUGGUCAACAAAGCAAGCUGGAGUUAGAGAACCUGGUUGAUGAAACUAGUAAAGAAUUGCGAAGCACCUUCGUCUCCAGGCAUAAAAAGUUUGAUGAGUUCUUCCUGGAGCUGCUGGAGAACACGGAGAAGUCCCUGAACGAGAUGUUCGUGCGGACCUAUGGCAAGCCUUACAUGCAGAACUCAGAAGUCUUCCAGAACCUGUUUGCCGAGCUGAAGCGCUACUACACUGGGGGCAACGUGAACCUGGAGGAGAUGCUCAACGACUUCUGGUCGCGGUUGCUGGAGCGCAUGUUCACGCUGCUCAACUCCCAGUACGUCAUCACAGAUGACUAUCUGGAGUGCAUCAGCAAGUACACGGACCAGCUCAAACCCUUUGGAGACGUGCCCAGGAAGCUCAAGGCUCAGGUUACAAGGGCCUUCAUUGCAGCCCGUACAUUCGUCCAGGGGCUCUCGGUUGGUCGAGAGGUGGCCAACAGGGUGUCCAAGGUGAGCAGCACCCCAGCGUGUAUCCGAGCACUGACCAAGAUGAUGUACUGCCCAUACUGCCAAGCCAUGUCCUCCGUGAAGCCCUGUAACAACUAUUGUCUGAACGUCAUGAAGGGCUGUCUCGCCAACCAGGCCGAUCUGGACCCAGAGUGGAACCAGUACAUCGAUGCCAUGUUGCUGGUGGCACAGAGGCUGGAGGGACCCUUCAACAUCGAGUCUGUCAUGGAACCCAUUGAUGUCAAGAUUUCGGAGGCCAUCAUGAAUAUGCAAGAUAACAGUGUCCAAGUCUCCUACAGGAUUUUUCAAGGCUGCGGCCAACCAAAGCCCUCAGGAAUGGGCGGCAGGUCUACCCGGGGCGUCUCGGAUGUGUUCAACGCCCGCUUCAGGCCCUACAGCCCAGAGGAGCGGCCCACCACUGCAGCUGGCACCAGCCUGGACAGACUGAGGACUGUCUGGAGUGCAAUGCAACACAGUGUGAUUGACAUCAAGGAGAAACUGAAGCUGUUCAAGAAGUUGUGGUCCAACCUGCCUGAGGACAUCUGCCAGCCACACAGGGUGACAGCAGGGAAUGCCACCGAUGACGACCAGUGUUGGAAUGGGCACACCAAGGGCAGGUAUUUCCCAGAGGUUAUGAAAGACGGAUUGACCAAUCAGGUGAAUAACCCGGAGGUGGGCGUGGACAUCACCAGGCCUGACACGUUCAUUCGCCAGCAGAUCAUGGCUCUGAGAGUGAUGACAAACAAGUUAAAAAAUGCCUACAAUGGCAAUGAUAUCUACUUUCAAGACUCAAGUGAUGAGGGCAGUGGCUCGGGCAGUGGCAGCGGCUGCACGGAGGCCUGCGUCACUGAGUUUGACUUUGCCAGCACCGAGGCACCGGUGGUGGGAGCGGACCGGAGCGGGAGCGGCCCGGUGGAGGAUUCAGCAGCAGCCACACACCCUGCCUCCUCAGCAGCCCUGCUGGCCAGCCUGUCCCUCUCAGUCCUGGCACUGCACAGGCUAUGGAGAUAAUGCUGGGGGAACUCACCCAACGUGGACAGAAGGAUCUCUCUCUACGGUGUGUUUUUCUACUCAAGCAGACUGGAGCUACAGUCAAGCAGACAGUAUUCAGGCAGCCUUGGCCUCUCGGAUAGGUAGAGGGGUCAUCUCUGCUCUGGAGACAGCAGUCAUGCAUCCUGGAUCCCCCUUCCUCCUCCUAAAGUGUCUGGUCAUUGGUGCCAUCCUUAGGCAGGACUUCACAUGACUCCCGUCACUCCAAAAUAGAAACAGAUGAUCCACCGUCAAACAUUGUUCAAGAAGCCCAAAGGAAUUACUUUUUUCUGGCAUAAGGCAGAUGUUAUUAGGUCUCCAUGAGAAAAAGUAAUUGCACUUUUGGUCUAUUUUUUUUAUGCUAUAGAAGAUGAUUAUGUUGUACCACUGUGAGAUUGUGGAGAGGGUGCACCAAGAGGUGAUCAGAAGAUAGAACGAGAACAUGUCUACUAUGGUGUAAGGUGAUCUCAGUAUUUUACUUGUUGACAGGUCAGCAGUGCAUUUUUUCAUUCAUAAAACAAACCCGAAUUCCCCAAAAUCACAGAAAAAUACCAUAGAUACAGUAUGGCUUUCACAUUAAUUGUUGAUUUCGUCCUUGGUUCUUCUGUUGAAAUAUUAUUGAAUAUUUUUCUACAUUGACAGAAAUACAUACAUAUGAUACAUAUGAAACAUGUUUAAUGUUAAUCAGGUAAAGUAAAAUAUUGUACAACUCAAACACUAUAAAUACAAAAGUAUGUGGACAUCCCUUCAAAUUAGUGGAUUUGGCUGUUUCAGCCAAAUCCGUCACUGACAGGUGUAUAAAAUCGAGCACACCGCCAUGCAAUCUCAAUAGACAAACAUUGGCAGUAGAAUGGCCUUACUGAAGAGCUCAGUUUGUCAAAUUUCUGCCCUGCUAGAGCUGCCUCAGUCAACUGUAAGUUCUGUGAUUGUGAAGUGGAUACGUCUAGAAGCAACAACCGCUCAGCCGUGAAGUGGUAGGCCACACAAGUACACAGAACGGGACAGCUGACUGCCUCUGGAAGCAAUAUUAGCUCAAGAACUGUUAGUCGGGAGCUUCAUGAAGUGGGUUUCCAUGGCCGAGCAGCCACACACAAGACUAAGAUCACCAUGCUCAAUACUAAGCGUUGGCUGGAGCAGUGUAAAGCCCGCCCCUCAUUGGACUCUGGAGCAGUGGAAACGCGUUCUCUGGAGUGAUGAAUCACGCUUCACAAUCUGGCAGUUCGACAGACGAAUCUGGGUUUGGCAGAUGCCAGUAAAAUGCUACCUGCCCAAAUGCAUAGUGCCAAGUGUAAAGUUUGGUGGAGGAUAAAUAUCGGUCUGGGGCAGUUUUUCAUGGUUCCGGCUAGGCCCCUUAGUUCCAGUGAAGAGAAAUAUUAAACCUACAGCAUACAAUGACAUUCUAGGCGAUUCUGUGCUUCCAUCUUUAUGGCAACAGUUUGGGGAAGGCCCUUUCCUGUUCAGCAUGUCAAUGACCCUGUGCACAAAGCAAAGUUCUUACAGAAAUGGUUUGUCGAGAUCGGUGUGGAAGAACUUGACUGUCCUGCACAGGGUCCGGGCCUCAACCCUAUCGAACUCCUUUGGGAUGAAUUGGUGAAAUAAAUCAAAUAAACAUUGGAACGCCGACUGCGAGCCAGGCCUAAUCGCCUCACUAAUGCUCUUGUGACUGAAUGGAAGCAGAGGGGGGACCAACUCCAUAUUAAAGCCCGGAGAUGUUGAGAUGUUUGACGAGCAGGUGUCCACAUACUUUUGGCCAUGUAGUGUGUCUAAUAUAAGUUUUUACCAUUUACUGCAUUCUGUUGUUUUGAGUGCAGAUGUUAUCAUACCACAAAGAACCUCAUCAGAAUGAUUGCUUUAAGUUAUGUUAUAUGGUGUUAUCCACUAUGUCAGAUUUUCCCAUAAUUGGAGAGAAUAAGAGAAUGUCCAACCAUUUAGAAACGAUCGGUCUGCAUUUAUUGGUAUGAGGUUAUUGAAAGUUUACAUAAUUUUUUCCCCUUAUAUUUUUUAUAUCCUCAGAUAUGAACCUUUCCCUGAUAACUCAGGAUUGAGAUGUUUUUAAUGUUAAUUCAACUUGUUUUGAACUGCACAUGCUUAACUUCAUAAGCAUAUGUUCAUCUCGUGUUUUCACUACCUGCAAUGUGAUGUCUAACUUCCCAUCUGUCAUUAUGAAGGCAAAUGUAGAUACAGUAAGACACCAUGUUCUAACAGUUCUAGCAAGCUCUAGCAAGCACUUCUUAUGAACUCAACUGAGGCCCUCAGAUUUCAAGAUUUCCAACAUUUAUUGACAAGAUCAUUCAUUAAUCCGUUUUAUGGAAGAUACAUGUGCAGUUAAAGUUAAUACACUUAAAUAUCUCUAAUGUCAAGUGAGCUAAUGUCGACAUCUGCAUUUAACUGUAACCACUAAUGUCUUUAUAAUUCACAAGUAGAUCUGUCGAAAUUACCGUUCACAUAACAUUUAUUCAAACAUGGAUUCAAACCAGUUAUUCAUUCAUUAUUAAAAACAGGAGAGAACGAAUGAGGAUCAAGAUGAGGUGCCAAAUUGUAGUAGGUAAAAACAUAGCACAUUGAAGACAAAAAAAUGCCAAAGGCAAAAAAAAGCCCCCUUCAUUUAUCUCUGGCGCCUGAGUGGUUCUGUUUGCCAGAGACAGGCUCAAAGCCGACCACAGCCACCUGUGAAAUGAGAAUCUUAGAAGGUAGAGAGUGUCUGGACAGGGUUGAAUGCUCCAGUGAGGAUAGGCAGUAGAGCGUACCUACAGAGACUGGGAAAGGAUUGGCAUUACUGAAGGGGGCGUACUGUAUUUCCCCCCUCAAAUGCUAGCCAACAAAACCAGCCUCGAGUAGUAUGGUGUUCUCAGAUGGCCGGCAGGUCAACUCAGUAAACCAUGAAGGCCAGCUAAGCUAAGCAUACAUAUCAAGGGAGUUAGCCAGUAUUAUAUUAAUAUUCUUCAGCUCUUAUUAUCAUCUCUUAUUGGCCUUUGUUGCAGCAUAUCAAUUGUGAGCUUGCUUCGUUGCCUCUUGAUUAACCAGUAUUAGUGUUCACCUUGGCAAAUGAUGAUGAUGAUGUGCAAAAUAAUGGAGAACAAACAUUUUUGUCUCUUUGUCAGUGUGUCCUUAAAAUAAGAUUCUUUAUUAUGAAUAAUGAUCUCGCAGGAUGCAGAGUAAUUUUGUUUUGUAUUAUUGCACUUUUAAUGGUCAUAUUUUUCUUAUAUUUUGUCUUGUACUGUAUGUUCAUGGAUCAGCAAAAGUAAUGUAAAAAAAAACAAAUGUUUCAGAAACCUUAUUCAUCAACAUUUCAUACAAUCAAAUGCAUUCUAUUGUAACAAAAACAAAUAUGAUCACGAUAAUAUCUUGCUUGAAGUUGGAAAACAGUUUCAAGCCAAUAAGGUUGAUGAUAUAGUUUAACAUAAAGACCGUACAAACAAAUAUGCCUUACAGUUUUUUAAUGCAAUUAAAAUGGUUGCAUCUGUGUUUUGUUACUCUUUCAUGCAAAUAAAUAUUUGUUAAAAAGAUAAUAAUAGCUUUGCAAUUUUUGAAAAUGUAAUUUAAAUUGCAUAAUAUAUUUUUUUAAAUAUAUAUUAUAAUGGAUUCUUCAGUUAGGGACAAAAACUGGAUCAUUUCAAUCGUAGGUAAUAAUGGAUACAUCAUCAUAUUAUUAAAUCAUUUCACAUAAACAAAAUGUCCUACUGUAUGCUCUGUUAUUGUUUAAACAGUACAAGAACAGGGUAGUGUAGGUAAAAGAAGAAGCAAAGCACUAAUACAUUGUACUAUAAAUUCCCAUCAACAAUGUCUGGUUUGACAGAGCGCGAGUAAUUUAGUACUGAGAUAUAUUUCGACAUGAGAAGCAACAAGGAUAUUAACCCAACGUGUACAGUACAUACUGUUUAGGCUUCCUCUGUGUACUUUUUGUUGGUGAACUGUGCAUUGAUAAGGGGUUCAAAGCCACGCUUCCUGCGCUGCUGCAAGUAGAGGACCAAGACAAGUAGAAGAACCAGGAGACCCAGGAAAACACCGCCCAGAGUGGACCCCAGCACAAACACAAAUCCACUGUCCAUAGCUGAGGAAGGGAUAUAAGAAGAGAGAUUUCAUGCAAACAAGACCUUUAUGAGAGCUUUCUUAUUUCAUUUUGACCUGAUAAUAAAAUAAGAAAAAGUU
Oncorhynchus keta (chum salmon) is the source of this 6327-nucleotide messenger RNA. Its product is annotated as glypican-6-like. Gene Ontology annotation, cellular component: cell surface; extracellular region; synapse. Lineage: Eukaryota; Metazoa; Chordata; Actinopteri; Salmoniformes; Salmonidae. The record is from RefSeq and is a predicted model, not a curated record. Bases 451 to 2160 code for a protein of 569 amino acids. Gene Ontology annotation, biological process: regulation of signal transduction; regulation of protein localization to membrane; cell migration. The transcript is spliced from 10 exons.